Messenger RNA from Menidia menidia (Atlantic silverside), 1335 nucleotides. The record is from the annotation of a GenBank genome assembly. NCBI's taxonomy places the organism in Eukaryota, Metazoa, Chordata, Actinopteri, Atheriniformes, Atherinopsidae.
CUGGACAGAGAGAUCGAGAGCUACAAGAGGAGUUUCCUGGGGGAGCAGGAGAAGAACGAGACCCUGACCCUGCAGCUGAGCUGGUCCGAAAUGGACUGCGGCGCCUCCGAGAAGCUGAUCGCUCAGAAACGCGCCCGGCAGGAGGCGCUGCAGGCCGACUACAGCGCCUGCGUGCGCAUCGUGCACGAGACCGAGCGCACGCUCCUCACGCUCACAAAGGAGUCUGACACGUACCAGACGGAGCUGAACGGCCAGAGGAGGCAGAGGGAGAAGGAGAGCGCUCUGCGUCUGGAGCUGGAAGAGAAAAUCAUGACCUACAUGCAGACGAAGCUCACUCACCACAAGGCCGCCCAGUACUCCCAGCAGCUCAGGGCCAAAACCACCUCCCUAAAAAACAAGAAGAUGCAUCAGGUGCAGCUGCUGGAGAACGAGGCCCUGUCAGCCAUUCUGGAGAAACAGCACACGGAGCAACAAGUGGGCCAGCUGGAGCACACCCAGCGAGGCUUGGACGAUGAGGUGGCCAAGUUAAACAUCUUACUGAACAGCAACCAGGCCAGGUUGACUUCCUCCGUUCAGACCGUGGAGCAGAAACAAUCGAAAAUCUCCAUCUACAACGACAAGAUCGCUCAGAUCGCCGCCAGCACCGGGCAAAUCAGGCUGCAGCAAAUAGAAGCUGAGAUGGAGGAGCUGGACGCGCGGGCCAGCAGGGACCAGCAGCUCUGGAUGGGGCAGCAGGGCGUCCUGGUGGGGCUGACCCGGGAGAGGGAGGCCAUCGGCAGGGAGAUCCGGAUGCUGCACACGGAGAUCGUCGGUCUGCAGCAGAAGAAGCUCCGCUUAGAGAGAGCGAGAGGAGGCCGACAUGGAGAGCAGCUCCAAGAUGCUGAGGCGGAGCGGAAGUCGGUCGGCAUGGAGAUGAAGCUCAGCGAGACGCAGGAGGAGAAGGAGCGGCUGCUCAGCUGCCUGGUGGAGGCCGAGCGGCAGGUCAUGCUGUGGGAGAAGAAGACCCAGAUCCUGAAGGAGACGCGCUCAGUGGUGGACUCAGAGAUUCACGACGGAGACAUCAAGAAAAUGAAAGCUGAAAUACACCAUAUGGAGAAGCGGGCCCUGGUCCUGACCCUGCAGGCCAGAGGCCGGAGGCUGCAGGCGGUCAGUGAGGGCAGCUACGCCGCCUCCAGCCAGAGGACGGCCGGCGCCCUGCAGAGCCACGCCCAGCGCACGCAGGCCGCCGCCGCCAUCCUGCAGCAGGUCUGGGAGGAGCUGCCCCGCCACCGGGGGGCGCUGCGCAGGGCGGCCGCCGCACUGGCCGCGCACACACAGGCAGGAGCUGUCUGUUAA